This is a messenger RNA of Pecten maximus, 2313 nucleotides long. RefSeq lists its product as uncharacterized. Gene Ontology annotation, molecular function: oxygen binding; heme binding. The transcript is spliced from 3 exons. NCBI's taxonomy places the organism in Eukaryota, Metazoa, Mollusca, Bivalvia, Pectinida, Pectinidae. The record is from RefSeq and is a predicted model, not a curated record. The coding region runs from base 643 to 1191 and encodes 182 amino acids.
UAAUGGUUGAUAGUUCUUAUCUUGGUUUAUCAAUAGUUAUUCAGCUGCGGUAUUAGCGUGUUUCUAUAAACACAUCCUUGGACACGCCCGUAAUCCGGUUGGCAAGCACACGUCCAGCCUGGCAUUACAAUGUGAGUGACGAUUUGUUCAUUUACAUUGUAUACGCGAAAUCAUCGUUUUGUAUUCUGUAAACGUUAAAAGGUUACAUUUAUUUAAACUUUCAAUUCGAACCUAAUCUAAUAAUUAUAUUUUAGAACAGAGAUUUUUUUUUUUUUGGUAUACAUCUGUAUUUAUGUUGUCAUUAGCGUGACAUUAAUGAUAUAUAAGUUAGUAUUACCGGUGUCAAUCCUAUUACGAUGAAUCCUAGAUUUACGUUUGUGUCAUUGAUGUUUAUGCUGACUGUAUGAGUUCGAUCAAAUAUAAUAGACAAGACUAGGUUUUCGUUAUAUACAUUGUAUCUGCAUUUGAUAAGGAUAAAUACGUACUUAUUCAAUCAUUAUUCGUUUACAGGUGCAAUAGCAAAAAUAAAUCAUUUGUCUUUCAGCUCUUGAAGGGUUAUCAUGAUGGCGUAAACAUUGAUUUCCCUUAGAUGCAAUGCACAAUUGACUUUUGUUUGCUUUUAUAGCAAAUUUAAAGGUAAUAAUGAUGGGUAAUUCCAAAGGUAAGGCCAGUGAGAGUAAUACCGGUCAGGCUACCUCGACGGAACUUCCCGUGUCCAACACCGCAGCCAAAAAGGUGGAUCCAAGACUGCCUUUCGCUACCUACCGACAGCAGUUCAACACCGUCAAUGCGUGGAAACCACUGAUGAGGACGCUCGAAAAAAGUGCCAAAGAAAAUCUCAUCAGAUUCAUCAAUACAUACCCCCACUACAAAGACUGUUUCCCUAAUGCCAAGAACAUCGAGAAAGAAGAUUCAAUGAGAGCCAGUCUGGAGUUCGGGGUCGACGCCAUGGGAGCCUUUCAGAUAUUUGAUGACGUCAUGGGCAAUUUGGAGGAAGUCGAUGUAGCAAUUAAAAAGAUCCGAAGAACCGCAAAGAUUGGUCUGAUGACUCUGGACAUGAUGAAAGACAUGAAGGUGACAUUCCUAGAGACCGUUGCCGCCACGCUUGGCGACAGGUGGACAGACACAACGAAAGAAAACUUUACUCUCCUGUAUGACUUCGUGCUAGAAGAGUACGAGAAAGCCCUGUAAACACUGAGUCUGUCCCGAGUAUGGGUUACUGGAUCAGCCAAUUGGACAGUGAAUUGGUGUUACAUGUACACCAUGAAGAACGUUAUGCAAUGAUUGAUGGUCACCCAAUAUCUGUCAUAUAAUUAUAAACGUCUAGAUGACAAGUUUCCAUUGUUGUGUUGGAUCGACGGAUUCUCGGGUAAACCGAUUGUGAAAUGAGAAUUGAAACGGAAAUAAAAUUUCUAAAAAAUAUAUUCGAUUUCAGCAGUGAAAUUGACAGGAAAAUGAAUCCAAAGAAAUACGCGGCGAUCAGCCUUGGAUAAGGUAUGGAAUGUGCAAAUUUUAUCACUAAACAAUGGUAUUAUAUGAGAUUUGAAAUAUAUAUAUACAUAUGUACGGUGUUUAUUUGAUAACACAAUUUGAUUUUUGUCCUCUGAUUUAAAAAUAUGCAUAUUAUCGCAUUUAGAAAAAAUAGUUGGUGUGGUUCCGUUCCGCCUCCAUUUCCAUAUGUCAGAAGAUUCCGGAGGUGUAAACAGUUCAAUAAAUAUGACUAUGGUAAUGUUGGGUAUGCUACGUCGACAAUGUUUAAAUUAUUCAAAUUAUGUAGCUUACAAAAAAUGUACCAUCUUUAAUCAUAUGCUUAUCAUAUCAUACUGAAGUAAAACACCCCUUCCACUUUCCGGCUUUUUCUAUCAAAGGGUUCAUUUUUUUUUUAAAUCUACUUCAAUAAAGCAUAUACAUUUCUGUGUAUCCUAUAAACGUGUUUUGUAAUGUUUGUGUUUUUUCAUGUAUAUGUAGAUUUACAAUUACAUAUCACGUAUCAUGAUCUUUACAUGAUAACUUGACCAGCCUUGCUACAAAUGUACACAAUUUCCAAAAUUCCCCCCAAAACGAAAUACUAUCUAGUCUUAUAUCUCUGUAAUGAUCAUUCAGAAUACCAAUUGAUGAUAAAGAAAGUGACCUUCCUCGUUUAUAUUUGAUUCCUACACUAAAUGAUAAUGAACUCUCGUGUAUACACGUUCCUUCUACAGUAUUAUGUGACUUACCUAGAAUAAGUCAUCAAAUCAGCACGAACUACAUGUACAUUAAAGAUCACUUUGACUUUGACAAAGAUGAAAUAAACUGGUGAUUAAAUCGUGAAAA